UGGAGCCACCACAAAAGUACCUAGCGCUAGCGGCAUAUGGUCGAGAAAAGGUAUAAAGGCUCUGUAGACAACAUAUGUGUUUGUGAUGAAUUCGUCAUUUGAUACUUAAAUCAGCGAUUUCCUUGAUCUGUGAACACUACACUUACAAGAUUCGUUCCCAGUGAUUGCCAAUUAACGCCAAGAUGUCAUCGUCUAACGACCUCAUCAGCUUGGCCGAAGCGGAAGAGUUCCUUGAGAGCACCUUGCAGCUUCAGUUCCCCAUGGGCCGGCUGAAAGAGGACCGUGAGGGCUUCCUGCGUGACGUCAUCACCAGCUGCUAUAGGCGGAUUCCUUUCCAGAGUGUUACUGCGAUCGCCACGCCCAAACCAGAUAGGCGCGCGUUGACCUUCCCAGAGAUCAAGUUCAACAUGAUGACCCAGAAAGGUGGUUUCUGCUGCGAGUUAAACUACUUCAUCAGAGUGCUCUUGGAGACGCUUGGGUUCGAGGUUUACCACAUUGCAUUCUCCGCGUUUGGAAAACUGAACAAUCAUAUGGCAAACGUGGUCAGAAACCUGAACCGACCGGGCGACCUCCAUCUGGUAGACAUAGGGACCGGUUAUCCCUUGUUCAGACCCAUCCCUCUGAACUUUGACAAAGAGUCGCCGAUCUACAACGACAGCUUUCUGUUUAAUAAGUUUGUGAAAGACGCCGAUGGCAGCGUCCGAUGGGUGCACAGAGUCUACCGGGAGUAUAACGACUGCCCAUCGGAAAACGUCGGCGACGAAUGGUACACGUUCAUGAUGUCCAACUUGGAGUUCCGGGAUUACGAAUUUUUUAUGGAGAACAUGGAAAACAUCCAUACAGUUGAGAGUGGACCAAAGGCCCUUGCGCCUUUUUUGGUCAGCUUGAGAGCGGCAGACUUCCGCAACGGGAGGCUCUUCGCAAUCAAGGAUACCACCAUCUUGGAGGAAGACGCUAGCGGUAAGGUGAACAAGAAGCGUAUAUCGUCCCCUCAAGACUUGCUGGAGGCAUACAAGGUCCACUUUCCACAGUUUUCCACCGAGAUUGUACAGCGGGCUAUACAGAUUGUCACGCUCGAAUUUGAAAGCUAAGUUUGUCAAUCGAGUCACGGCACUUACUCAUUGAAAUUUGCUGUAACAUAAUGUGAUGCAAUCAAGCUAAAUGGGUCGUUGGUCGGGCAUUUCCAUUUGGAGAUUCAGGCCAAAAAUUAACAGGGCCACUUCAUCACAUUACUUCAUCACAUCUCUUGGUGUUCCGACUUUCAUACUUUUGAACUAAAGAUGAUACUAGCAUGCGGUUUUACAGCAGUAGAAUACCAAUGGAAAACGACGAGAGUUAUUCUAGAGGCAGGGAAACACUGGAUUUGGUCAGAAAAUGAUAUACAGUUUUGUGAUCCAACCUUUUCCCUGGAAAAGUUGCCCAAGGUGAAAUUCAGUAAUGUGAUGUCUCAUUACAAUUUCUUUUGUUGUUGUUGUUGAGGUUUUUGUUUUUUCAUGAGUUUUAAUAUGAGGCUUACAGCUGGGAGGAAACAUACGUUAACUUACAUGAUCGUACAUAGCAGCGGGUAACGCAUAAACUAUUAUAAGAUGGAAUUUUUUUUUUUGCGCCGGGGUGAUAUUAUUCAAUUAUUCAAGGGCAAUUCCUAAUUUGAAUUACAUGAUCGUGUUUCCAAAGGUUUUUCUCUACAAGAUGUGUUGUAGAUUGUUGGACAAUUCGGUGUUUCGUGAGAGAUUUGGGGAGAAAUGCAUAUCUUGAUAUUCAUUGAAAUUGGACAAAUCGUAAAAAAUGUGUACCUGGCAAGGUUUUAAAAAAAAAUGCACUUUAACCGGUUAAAGCAUUUAAUUCAUACUGAUACUUCAUUAACUUUAUUUAACUCGUUUAUCGUUUCUUAUUUUUACUAAACUCGUUGAUUGUUUGGGGCAAUUCGGUUUCGCAAAUUGGUAGACUGUUCCUCUUAUAUACAAACGAGAGUUGUUUGGAUUAUUUCAAAAGCUGGUUAUCUUGACAACACGGUUCAUUUACUCGCUAAAUUAAAUUUGUCAUAUGAAGACAUCUAUGAAAACGUUUGAAGACAUCCAUGAUCUAAAUGUGGGGAAUUAUGUAUGUUUAAACUUAUGAAAGGUUCGAUGCCUAAUAGUGUUCGUUCAACCAUGUUAUUAUCCGCCGAUGUUCAUUUAUAUUAGGAGAAGUUCAUCUCGAAGUACUUUGUAUCAAAUACAUAAUCAAACAACUUUGCUUAAAUGUGGACGCUUACAACACGGCAUCAAAUUCUGGAAGAGCCAAGUAGAUACCCUUGGACAGUCAGGGUCAUAAAUAUAUUCACACACAUAAAACACACCUCAAAACCAAGUUGAUGGCCGUGAGGGCUUUCUGCGUGACGUCAU
Molecule: messenger RNA, 2384 nt
Organism: Patiria miniata (bat star)
Lineage: Eukaryota; Metazoa; Echinodermata; Asteroidea; Valvatida; Asterinidae
Exons: 2
Coding region: 183-1091 (302 amino acids)
Molecular function (GO): acetyltransferase activity
Source: RefSeq, a predicted model, not a curated record